Centropristis striata (black sea bass) is the source of this 1391-nucleotide messenger RNA. It is a transcript of the gene ccl34b.4, whose product is annotated as chemokine (C-C motif) ligand 34b, duplicate 4. Gene Ontology annotation, molecular function: CCR chemokine receptor binding; chemokine activity. Gene Ontology annotation, biological process: positive regulation of ERK1 and ERK2 cascade; positive regulation of GTPase activity; lymphocyte chemotaxis. Gene Ontology annotation, cellular component: extracellular region. The transcript is spliced from 4 exons. Bases 290 to 589 code for a protein of 99 amino acids. NCBI's taxonomy places the organism in Eukaryota, Metazoa, Chordata, Actinopteri, Perciformes, Serranidae. The record is from RefSeq and is a predicted model, not a curated record.
GUGCAUACGUGUCAGGCUGUUUCUCAGAAAGAUGUUUUGACAAAUUCGUGGUAUGAAGUUGCAGGGAGGGCUAAAAAGACUCUCUGAUGAGGGGCGGAGGUGAGAAAGUACCACGACCACACAACAACACACACAUACACACACACACACACUGUACGCAAAUACAUAUGGAAACACGUCAUCAGUGCAGAGAUGAUGAUGAUGUUUUGCACUUACCAAUAAAUAUCCAAACACCCGUCAGCUUGUGUAGUUGCAGCCUCAUCAGUCGACCCGUCCACCAUACGAUCCUAUGCACAAAAUGUCCAUGAUGAAGACUCUGUCUAUCCUCCUCCUGCUCUCAGUGUGUCUGCUGUCCCAGGCCUCUGCAAAGAGACUCCACGUUCGGAAACAUGUCACUCCAUGCUGCACAGCGGUCUCCGAUUUUGACAUCAGCAGUGAAGUGACUGCGAAUACAUAUUCUGAACAAUCUACCCGAUCUGGCUGUGUGAAGGCUGUGAUCUUCCAGACAGGAGCCAAAAAGGUCUGCGUUGACCCCGAGGCCGAGUGGGUCAAGAACCUUAUGGCCAAUAUGACGAAGACGACGCUGUGAAGGAUCGCCGCCCAUCUGAGCUAAAUAUUUUCCUGCUGCUUUUCAAAACGCCCACCACACACACACACACACGCACAAACACACACACAAACACACACACACACACACACACACACACACACACACACUUGUACUUCUAUCUUUGUGAGGGCCCUCAUUGGAAUAGUGAAGUCGUUAGUUUUAAUUAGUUUUUAGAGUGAGUUUGCUAGUUUUAGUUUAGGAUUUUUUUUUAUUAAUGCUUUAGUUUUUAUUAGUUUUAGUGUUAGUUUUAGUUUUUUGUAAUGGGGUAUUUGUUGGGUGGGAGAUUAAAAGAGGUCACCGUAAAUUUUGACAAAGACGAAAAUGAAGGACAUUUUCACUUUAAUUUUAGUUAGUUUUGAAACCACACAAUACAGUUUCAGUUAAUUAUCAUUAUCAUGUAACCUUUAACCCUUAAAACAAAGUCUGAAAUCUCAAAAAAGCCUUUAAAGAAGUGAGGACCUGCUGAAAUGUCCUCACUCUGUUGGUUAAAAAUGUGUUCCGGUCCUCACUAUGUAGGCAGUACAAGAACACACACACGCGCGAACACACACACGCGCGAACACACACACACACACACACACACACACACCACUGUAAUGAUCCUGAAUGCUUACAGCUGAAUUUUGUAUUCCAAAUCAUUUUUGCUUGUUUCCUGAAUUAAUGUUUAAUAUAUAACAAUAUAUUUUCUUUUUAAAGAAUGUCAUGUUUCUUAAUUAUUUGUAUAAAACCUAAAAGUUGCAAUGAACUGCUAUUUUGACUAAGACAAAAAUAAAGAACGACA